This is a messenger RNA of Aspergillus mulundensis, 807 nucleotides long. Its product is annotated as putative short-chain dehydrogenase/oxidoreductase. The record is from RefSeq and is a predicted model, not a curated record. The transcript is spliced from 2 exons. NCBI's taxonomy places the organism in Eukaryota, Fungi, Ascomycota, Eurotiomycetes, Eurotiales, Aspergillaceae. Gene Ontology annotation, molecular function: oxidoreductase activity. Bases 1 to 807 code for a protein of 268 amino acids.
AUGCCGUUCAACUACAACAAAGUCCUCAUCAUCGGCGCUACCUCCGGAAUCGGCCGAGCCUUCGCAACCAAGCUCGUCGAGAACAACAUCCCCGUUGUGAUCUCCGGCCGUCGGGAAGAGAAUCUACAGGAGUUCAUCCGCCAGCAUGGCAGCGACAAGGUGACCGCCAAGGUCUUCGACGUGACCAAGCUGGAGACGAUCCCCCAAUUCGCCGCCAAAGUCCUCGCCUCGCACCCCGACAUCGACGCCGUCUUCAUCAACAGCGGCAUCCAGCGCCCCUUUGACUUCUCCAAGCCGGAAACCGUCGACCUCGCCAUCUUCGACCAGGAACUGCUCACGAAUUACACCUCCGCCGUGUACCUAACUAAAGCGUUUACGCCGCACCUGCAGUCGCUCAACAAGACGGCCGCGCUCCUCUUCACAACGUCCCAAAUGGCCCUCGUCCCCAUGAUGCGCUGCCCCAACUACGGCGCUUCCAAGGCCGCCCUGCACCACUUCAUCCUGGCCCUGCGGACGCAGCUGUCCGAUGGUCCGGGUGAUGUACGCGUUCUGGAGAUUUAUCCUCCCGCCGUGCAGACGGAGUUGCAUGAUGCGAAGCACCAGCCGGAUUUGAAGGAUGGGCAUUUGAUUGGGAUGCCGCUGGAUGAGUUUGUUAGUGAGGUUUGGGAGAGAUUGUCACAGGGGGAGGAGCAGGUUGCUGUUGGGUCGGCUAGGGAUAUUUACGAGGCGUUUGAGGUUAAGCGUCAGGGGCUUUAUGAGGAGAUGACGAGGAUGUUGAGUGGGUUGAUUAAGCAGUUUUUGCGGUAG